AUGCCUCCUCCACAUUCUGGUGUUGCAUUAUCUGAAAAGAUCAAUGCAUUAAUAACUGAGUGGGAGAUUGAGAAGAAGUUUUCCAUUACUUUGGAUAAUGCUUCUGCAAAUACUUCUUUUGUUGAGAUUUUGACGAAUCAAUUGAACUUUAGAGGUCUACUAUUGAUGAGUGGCAAGUUUUUUCAUGUGUGUUGUUGUGCUCACAUUUUAAACUUGAUAGUCCAAGAUGGACUUAAGGAAAUUGAUUUGUCAGUGAUAAAGAUUCGUGAGUGCAUCAAAUAUAUAAAGGGUUCUGAGGGGAGAAAACAAAAGUUCUAUGAAUGUGUUGCACAAGUGGGGAUAAUGGGAUUGAUUGAUUCCAAUUUUAGUAGUUGUCCUUCUCCUCAAGAGUGGAUUAAAGUAGAGAAGAUUUCCAAGUUUUUGGGGUACUUUGAUGAUGUUACAUGCUUAUUUUCUGGGACAAAGUACCCCACAUCAAAUAUAUUCUUCCCUAAGGUGUUCAUAAUACAACACCAAAUCAAGGCAGCCAUGGAAGAUAAUGAUGGUUUCAUGAACAAGAUGGGAACUAAUAUGAACAUGAAGUUUGAGAAGUAUUGGUCAGAGUACAAGUUCAAGUAUGUUAGAGACACAUUGACAUCUCUUUUUGAUGUGUACUCGGAAAAUUUGUCUCAUCUUGUUACUUCGAAUAAUGGAAUCAAUGAGACGGCUAGUCAUACGGAAGAUGGAGACACCAUUUUUGAGGAUUUUGAUAAUAGUUACAAAAAUGGUCCAAGUACAAGUAGGAAAAAUGAAUUGCACAAGUAUUUGGAUGAGAAAAGACUAGAUAGAAAGCAAGACAUAGAUGUUCUUUCUUGGUGGCAAAUGGAGCAUUUUCAUUAUCCGAUACUUUCAAAUCUAGUUCGUGAUGUGUUAACAAUUCCUAUUUCUACGAUUGCAUCGGAAUCCGUUUUUAGUAUUGGUGGUAGAGUACUAGAUCAAUACCGUAGUUCAUUAUUGCCUGAAAUUGUUCAAGCUUUGUUGUGUACUCGAGAUUGGCUUUUUGGCAAGGGAGCUUUGGAGGAAGAGAGUGCUACUGUGGAAAGCCUUACUGAAGAUAUCUUCAAACUUAUUUGUCAAGAUAAUAGAUUAGGACAAAGCUCCAAUAGUAUUUCUCUUGAAGAUUGA
Molecule: messenger RNA, 1164 nt
Organism: Prunus armeniaca (apricot)
Lineage: Eukaryota; Viridiplantae; Streptophyta; Magnoliopsida; Rosales; Rosaceae
Source: the annotation of a GenBank genome assembly